Molecule: messenger RNA, 932 nt
Organism: Medioppia subpectinata
Lineage: Eukaryota; Metazoa; Arthropoda; Arachnida; Sarcoptiformes; Oppiidae
Source: the annotation of a GenBank genome assembly
UACGGGACCCUCGAGGACGGACACCGUUGAUGCUGGCCGUGACGUUAGGCCACUACCGGGCGGCCAGACAUCUGCUCCGACACAACGCUAACGUCAAUAUUGAAGAUUCGCUCGGAUUUAACGUACUACACGAAGCGGUCAGUAGUAAUGAUCCGGAAUUUAUACGUGAAGUACUGGAGCGCCGCGAUUGGCAACGCUAUACCAGUCGUGUGGACGGCAUUCCCGUACUGUUGAAGAAAAUUUGUGAUACUCCAGACUUUUAUGUGGAGAUGAAAUGGGAAUUCACGAGUUGGGUACCACUGGUGACGCGUAUGUGUCCGAGCGAUACUUAUAAGAUAUACAAGAGUCGGUCCAGCGUUAGAAUAGACACCACUUUAGUUGGUUUCGAUCAGACAUCCAAUUGGCAGAGAGGGAACCGGAGUUAUAUAUUCACCGGCACUGAAAACGGCGCCGUUUUCAUGGAAGUGGAUCACGACAACAAACAGGUGAUCGUCGAGACCAUGAAAAUGAUGUCCGCCGACAAUGAAGACGCCAUCGAAAUGCUAAAGCCGUCGGACGAGUUAGUCAACGCCCGACUCACCACUCCUACGAGCACUACAUUCAUAGACACCGAUAAAAUUCAUUUUGAACGGAGCAAAGCGGGAAUUUAUGGCUUUAGAACCGAUAAAAGCGAGACAAUUAAUGGUCACGAAUCAAAAGUGUUUUGCGCCCAAAACGUUGAAGUGGUCACUAAGACUCGUACCGAGCAUUUGUCCGCCGAAGACAAGGAACGUCACAACUCGGCCGCCGCUAACCGAUUAGCACCCCUUCAGUCCCUUUUAGGGAUGACUGAGAUUGAAGAUAAAGCUCCCACUCCUCCACCCCUUGACUCAGACGCCGGUAUCGAUCAGACCGUUGAUCAGAGGAAUCGAUUCAAUAUAACUGCUGUCCAA